Pseudovirgaria hyperparasitica is the source of this 999-nucleotide messenger RNA. RefSeq names its product transcription elongation factor. Gene Ontology annotation, biological process: transcription elongation by RNA polymerase II; regulation of mRNA 3'-end processing; transcription antitermination. Gene Ontology annotation, cellular component: nucleus. Gene Ontology annotation, molecular function: RNA polymerase II transcription regulatory region sequence-specific DNA binding; zinc ion binding. Lineage: Eukaryota; Fungi; Ascomycota; Dothideomycetes; Acrospermales; Acrospermaceae. The transcript has 2 exons. The record is from RefSeq and is a predicted model, not a curated record. The coding region runs from base 1 to 999 and encodes 332 amino acids.
AUGGAUGCGAAAGAAGUACAGACUUAUGGCAAGAAUAUCAUGAAAGCGCUUGCAGAGAAGCGGCCCGCUGCAGAGAUCCUCAGCAUCAUCGGGAUACUGCGCAAAGGCGUCAAGGCGGAUGAGCAGCUUUUGCGCUCGACCAAGAUUGGUGUCACAGUCAGCAAGCUCAAAGCACACACGAAUCCGCAGGUCGCCAAGGCCGCAAAUGAGUUGGUCGGGGAAUGGCGUGCAGAAGUACGCAAGGCAGGCUCAGGAAAUUCCACACCGCGGGCGCAGAAUGGGAAUGGUACGGCAUCGCCCGCGCCGUCGUCGACCCCAACCAUACAAACGCCAAAGCAUGCAAAGCCUAGCAAUAUCGACUACACGAAGCGCAAGCUGAAGACAGACUUCAAGGGUAGGGAAGAGGCGUAUCUGGUGACGGGAAAUGACACUAGGGACAAAAUGAUUGAGAUGGUGUACGACGGCUUGGUGUAUGCGCAACCAGAAGAUUCUGAGGAUAUCCUCAAGAUCGUACGAGCAAUCGAGCUUGCCGCGUUCAACCAUUACAAACCAGAUACCCCACCCGUGUUGAAAGAAUAUGUCCAAAGAAUGCGCGUACUUCGCCAGAAUCUCAAAAAUGCCAUCAACGGAUCAUGGUUGCGCCAAGGCUUGCUCCUAAAGGUCCAAAAGAUGGAGAACUUGAAUGCGGCCGAUCUCGAAAAAAACAAAGAAUACGUAAAGAAGAACCCAAUCGAGUAUAUCAGCCCGGAGCACUUCGUCGUCAUGACGGACGACGAGCUCAAGGCCCCUCAACAACGCGACCAAGAAAAGAAGUUCCACGACGAGAAUAUCCGACGAGCCAUGACAGCCCAGGGCGAGAAGAGUAUCUCGGGCACGAUCCAGUGCGGCAAGUGCAAGCAGUAUAAGGUCAGUUAUUCACAGGCGCAGACUCGGAGUGCCGAUGAACCGAUGACGACCUUCUGCGAGUGCACGAAUUGCGGAGCGCGAUGGAAGAUGUAA